AUGGCUAUUCAGUCCUCUGGCAGUGAUGAUGCCGUUCUUGUCAAGGUAGACCCAGGCGCAAAGACAACUGCCUCGACAGGGUCGGCCUCAAAUGCAGACUUCGCGCUCUCUGCUCACGGAGAGCAUUGGGAGAAUUUUCUUGCCGCAGCACCUGUUGCUCCAUAUACUAGUUUUAUCGGGCUCCAAGGAAUGAAUAUUAAACAAGUAUGGGUUGGUGUUAAUGGCAAUGAAGUAAAGUUUGCCCAGUAUGGCCACCUCGCAACUCGGCUCCUAGAACUUCUUCGCGAAGGCCAGAAUGGACCGUUGAAAGAAGAUCCACAGCCUGAAAUAGAUGAAGAUCACAUCAGCGGCAAAUACAAAUACAUCGAUUGCCCCGUCUGGGGGGCACCAAGGUCUUCUAUGAGCAAUCUGGUAAUGGACAGCAAGAGAUCGUCUUCCUGCACACAGCUGGUAGUGACAGCCGUCAAUACCACGGCGUCAUGA
Exophiala aquamarina CBS 119918 is the source of this 483-nucleotide messenger RNA. RefSeq lists its product as uncharacterized. The transcript has a single exon. The coding region runs from base 1 to 483 and encodes 160 amino acids. The record is from RefSeq and is a predicted model, not a curated record. NCBI's taxonomy places the organism in Eukaryota, Fungi, Ascomycota, Eurotiomycetes, Chaetothyriales, Herpotrichiellaceae.